This is a messenger RNA of Tetrahymena thermophila SB210, 975 nucleotides long. RefSeq lists its product as hypothetical. The transcript has a single exon. The record is from RefSeq and is a predicted model, not a curated record. NCBI's taxonomy places the organism in Eukaryota, Ciliophora, Oligohymenophorea, Hymenostomatida, Tetrahymenidae.
AUGGAACAAGAAGAAUAAAAAUAACAACAGUUGUCUAAUAGUACUGAAAAUUCAUAGAAUCAAUAGGAAUAAGUUUAAUUAGAACCUAUAGAAUAAAAAGGAAAUUAGUUAUAAAUAUCUAACUUAGAAGAGUAAUUAAGUGUGUCUGAUAAAAAGGACGAAAAUGAAUAAAUAAAUUAGGAAUAAAAGGUAGAAAUUUAAUCUUCUUAAUAGAAAGUUAAUUAAAUUAAUGAUUAGGAACAUACCAUAAAAACAGAUUCUUAAGAAGUAUAAAGUUUAAAAGAACCUAGUAAUGUUGAAGAAAUAAACGAACAAAAAGAAGUGAAAGACCUAUAGUUAUCAAGCAUUCCUAAAGAUAAUUUAGAUAAUAGCAACGAAAAAAAAUUAAUUGAAAAAGUCAUUUAAUAAGCAGAUAACUUAUAAUUAUAAGAUAAAUAAAAUUAUGUUUCUUAAGAAAGCAGUUUAAAGGAAAAUAAAAAUGAAAAUAAAUAAGAAAAAAGUAAUGAAUAGUAAGUAGAAUUGAAUAGUUAGUAGUAAUAGUAGUAGUAUUCUAAUAAUUAAGGAGGAGUAUUAGAUGAAUAGAAAGAAAAAGAAUAGAUUUAAUAAUAAAAUAAUAAUUAAAUAGAAGAGAGUAAAGAUAAUAAAGAUGUGAAAAAAAAAGUAAAUUAGUCAGAGCAAAAUGAAAAUGCUUAAGUUUCAGGUUCUUAAAUAGCGCCAUAAGAAAAUAAAGAAGUCUUAACAGAAUAAGAAGAAAAGGAUAUUCUUAUAUAAGAAAUCUUAUUGUUAUAAGAAUAAUUUUAAAAUUUAUCAAAUCAGAGCUAAAGCUAUGAAUAGAAAAAUAAAAAUUUAUUUGAAGAAAUAAAUAUCUAUAUCCAGAAUAUAGAUAGCUUGACGUCUUAGCUAAAUAACAUAGAUCCCUUUAUUUUGUCUAUUUAUAAUAAAAAACUACAAUCAUUCAAAGAAUAAAAUAAUUGA